This is a messenger RNA of Thermochaetoides thermophila DSM 1495, 2967 nucleotides long. RefSeq lists its product as uncharacterized. Bases 1 to 2967 code for a protein of 988 amino acids. The transcript has 8 exons. Gene Ontology annotation, molecular function: protein binding. Lineage: Eukaryota; Fungi; Ascomycota; Sordariomycetes; Sordariales; Chaetomiaceae. The record is from RefSeq and is a predicted model, not a curated record.
AUGACCCCGCCAUUUUUCUGCGCCCUGUGCGGUGGUCCCUUCAUCUCCCUUUGGCUGUACCCCGUCAGCCCACGCAACCGCAAGGCACACUGGGAGUUCGUGCACAAGGAAGUGAUGCGUCGUCGCAAGAAAGCCAGAGCCUUCGAGCAGAAGGACAGCAGCAAGCCCUGGAGAGCAUGCUCCGUUUUGCCUGGGGAACUCAAAGUCGAUACAAGCCCUUAUGAAGGUAUAAUUUGUGAGACGAGGGAGCCUGAUGUUGACGACCUUAAGCACAUGCUUGACGCUCUGUUCCUCCCCUUGUACUAUGAAGUGGAGGCGUACCCGAAGCAAUACCGGCCUCCUCACGAGAAUUUGCCUCAGAACUGGCUGCACGAACCGCUGCAGUGUCUUGUUAUGGAUUUGGCGCUGGAGUCUGGUGAAGAAGGCGAUGUAGUUAAUGUCCUGCUCUGCUGCUACCAGUCCUGGCAUGGCCCAGGAACGGCCCCGGUUUAUCCCUUCCGCCCGCCAUGUUACCGCAUUCUGACUUGCGUCCUUUUCUUCCACGAACUCUCUGCCUGCUCCAGUGACACACUUGACGCCAUCAUGGAGCUACCCGUGACUGAUGGGUACGACAAGUGGCAGGAAUGGUGGUAUCGGCGCGACCCAGGCGGCAAUAAGAUCGACAAGGAAGCCCUUUACGACGUUUUUCUCCGUCUCGGCUCCUGGAAGAAUCGCCUGAGUCUUGAAUAUGUACACUAUCCACCCCCCUUCUUCAUCCCCUCCCUCAAGUAUCAUAUCCUCAACAACAUCAUCCCAUGUUUCCUUCUCCGCAACAAUAACAACCAACCGUCCUCCAUGAACCUCCAACCCCCAAUCGACCUCACCAAAGUAACCAGCGACCCCUUCUCCUCCCUCCCCUACCCCAUCCUCCACACCAUCCUCACCCUCCUGCCCCCCGACUCCAUCAUUGCCCUGCACAUCGCCUCCUCCCACGUCCUAGUCGACACGCAGCACAACAUCUGGUUGUGGAAACGCCUCCUCGUGCGUGGCAUGCCCUGGUUCUGGGAGCUGCAUCGGGCGCUGCACGAUUUGACGCUCUCAGGAAAUGAAGAGAUCGACUACCGGCGGCUAUGGCUCUAUCUGGCGACGCACACGUGUCCGAGGUAUGGCAUGAGGGGCCCGUUUAUAGGCGUUGCGAAUCGCAGACGGGUGUGGGAGGCUUGUGAGGGGUUGGUGGAGCCUUAUUGGGAGAGAUUGAGGGCGCCGUUGGGAAAGGGGGUUCGGGGGGUAGGUCAGGAGAUGUUUGAGGGGACUUAUGUCGAUGAGGGGGUGUUUAUGUCGGCGGUUGGGGCACCUCUAUCGUCAAAGGGUGAAGGGAUGGACAACAAAGGAGGUGCUGGCGAUCGGAGUCAAGGGCCCUCACAAUCUGCUCAGCCUUCGGACCUCAUCAAAUGCCAGUUUAUCUCAUCCCUAGACGACAUCAAGACAUGGUCGGCCAUCUUCAUCGCCGGAUGGCACUAUGACGGUAGCUUGGCCUAUUUUGGCGUGCAGUUCCCGGGAGAAGAGGAGCUGCCCUGCCUGCUAAGAAUGAGCAGCUCUCAGAAUGAAUUGUUCGGGGAGGAUCGGAGGCAGCUUUACCCCGGCAACUGGAUCGUGGGGCUGAUUGUGCACAUCUCCAAUCAUACCUUUUUGUAUGAACCCGCGAUUACUAGAUUAGAGGUCAUUCUUGAAUCAGGCGCUCGCCUUCAGUUUCCCGUGGUUAAGAUCCAAUACAAGAAGUUCCAGCACAAUCUUAAGGCUUACCGCCGCGUCUUGUGGCGUGCCGAGGACAGCUUUAUCAUGGGCUUGCAGGCCAGGUUUCGCGAGGGUUGUCCCCUUUCUCAUCUCCUCAUCCUCCUUUCUACUUUUGUGUUAACUCCCUCUCUCUACACCUACCAGGACGGCGCAUUCUCCCACUUAGGCCUCAUACAAAAGUUUCUGAACCUCCCCUCCCCAAACUCGAGCCCCCUGCCUCCCCUCCAAACCCCCUUCUCCCACCGCCUCCUCUGGCACUUCUCAGCCAUCAACGUCAUAGGCCUUUCUCACUACCCCUUCCUAUUCAAUCCCAGCUCACCCGUCCAAUACCAAGUGCUUUCCCAUCCUAAGCUCGAGAAACAAGUCCUCCCCCAAACAGACGAAAAUGGAGAGGAGAUCUUCCCCUCUGUGGCAUACCAACUCCUCUACUGGCUGGGGGGACCGAAAGUCAGCCAUCCGAUGCAGCUUAAUCGGUUGUCUGCUGUUACGAUGACGAGGCACGGGGACGGGGACGGGGACGGAGGUACCUUUCUCUACGCACUUGGGGCAAGAUUGAAGAGACACCCGUUCAGGGAUCCGUACUUCCGCCCAUACAAGAACCGGCGUGAACGAGACCCGUACUCGGACCUGGACCAGUCGGAGGAAGAGGAGGAGACGGAAGAAGAUGGAGAUAAACGAGAUUUCCUCCGCUACAACUACGUAACCCCGAACAGGUUCUUAACUAAAGAAAGACCUUCGACUUGGCAGGCCGAGUGGGAGAAUGAGAAGAGGUAUGUUAAACAGGAGUGGUUCUUCGAUAUUGAUGGGCUGGGAGGGGAGAGGGUUGUGGAGGUGGCUAUUCCAGUCUGUGAUGUGGAUGCCAAUGAGGAGGAGAGGAUUCGGGCUUUGAAGAUCCGCACCAACUUCAACCGCGAAGUCAUCUUCGGCACACCCCCAACCACCACCACCACCAUCUGGUCCUGGUCCUCCUGCUCCCCACCACCAGGCCACUGCAUACUCGGCAUCGCAGCCGGUUUUGAGGUUGAGUCACGACUCGAGAAGGCUUCACCUAUGCUGAGUAUCAUGAUCAUGACGGCGAAAGAACCGGAGGAGGCCUCCAACAAUCUUCUAUUCAGAAAAGCUUUACUAGGCUUCCCGCUUGGCAAUGGGGACGGGCUCAAGUCUUCCAUCAAUCUAAUCAGCAAACGCACGUGA